AUAACAAAAGCUGCAAGCUCCAAUUACCGCUUAAAAAAAGUCACAGUUUGCUCUUCUCCGAAGCUGAUGUUGAGAACGUAAUUCUUAUGGAUAAUGUGAUAUCUGAUAUAUCAGAAAUGACAUUGAUGUUUUGGAUAAGUACAAACACUACUCAUGGAAUGGCAUUGCUGUCUUAUGCUGUGAAAAAUAGUCCUGAUGAAUUUUUUGUUGGAUUUAAAAGAGGACAGAUGAUCAUCACCAUCAAAUCGUUCGAUAUUUCAAACCUUGAUAUUCCACCAAUCAACGAUCGUCUUUGGCAUCAUAUAGCCAUCGUAAUAGGUCAGACGAGAAAGAAAAUUUUCUUUGAUGGAAAAAAUGUUUGGAACAUUACUUUAGGCAAUCAUUCAUUACCAUUAAUACGUGGUGGUGGCGUUGUUGCUAUUGGUCAAAAACUGGAAUGCGAGGAAGCAAUUUUUGAUCCCAAAAUGUCAUUUGUUGGUAAAAUAAGCUGUUUAAAUUUAUGGCAACUAGACGUGACACGUGACACAUCGUGUACAAUGCAAUGGUUCAACGACAACUGUACUAUUGGUGCAAAUAAACCUGUAAUUCAAUGGAGUGACCUGAAUAAUUUUUUGAGUGGAGACAUCUCAAGGAUCUUAUUAUUUGUCUGUAAUUGUAAAGAAGUUCAAGAAAGUGGAAUCAAUGAAAAUGGUGAAUACAAUUUGUAUCUCACAAGCAAUCUGAAAACUCCAGUCAAAAUUUACUGUUCAGACAUGGAUACCGACAAACCAAAAGAGUAUAUAACACUGAACAAAGAAACAAACUACGCAAAAUAUUACAAUCACAUGGAAGGACAUAGGUUAGAGGAAACUAAAUUUGCAAAGAUCCGAGUCCACCUUCAAAACUUAAGUGUAGAUCUCAACGACUUUAAAUAUGCCACCAGCAACAUACAUGGUGUCUUUCACACAUAUGGCAGUGCAGGUGACUGCAAACGUCCAAGUUGUGGUGCAAAUCGCUUAGGAGCUUUCAGCAUAAACCUAACAAGAACAGGCUUCAUCUUAUCUGAGACAAUACCUUAUACACAUUAUUCGUAUCCUGAAUGUGCUAAAAGAAUCUACAACUCCAACAUGAAUUCAACAAAAAACAUCUUUACAGGAGCUUGUGGGGGUCAUUGUGGCCGAUGUACUCCCUCUGAAAUCAAAUUAAUCGUUGCAUAGACUAAAGAAGCCUUACUAAAAUCUUACUGUAGAUUGGUAUGUCAUUGACCUAAGGUUUUAUAUAAUUAUAAAUUUACAUAAUGAAGCACAUGUCCACAAAACUUAUCUUACUUUUUUGUUAGGUUGUACUAUGUGUAAAUAUAAAUUUUACUGCUGCAGUGUAAAUAACUGACCGCACUUCAAGCCGUUUGUGUAUAAGAAAUAAUUUUUAAAUUGUUAUUUAGUUCACUUUUUAAAGUAAUUAUUAAUGACAUAGCUAAGUCAAAAAAAUUAAAACCCCAAAAGUUAUCAAAAUCCCUUUCAAUUACGAUGUAUAAAUAAAGAUUACUUCCCUGGGA
Molecule: messenger RNA, 1534 nt
Organism: Xenia sp. Carnegie-2017
Lineage: Eukaryota; Metazoa; Cnidaria; Anthozoa; Malacalcyonacea; Xeniidae
Product: A disintegrin and metalloproteinase with thrombospondin motifs 20-like
Exons: 5
Coding region: 87-1196 (369 amino acids)
Molecular function (GO): zinc ion binding; metalloendopeptidase activity
Source: RefSeq, a predicted model, not a curated record